AGGUCAAAUUUCAAGUUGUUGGCUGUUAGUGGGAAGUUGUAUGCCAAUGGUGGGCAAUUCCUCUCCAAUGUUGAGUGUUACAGCCCAGAGCAUGACUGGUGGAACUUUGCAGCGUCCUUACCAACCCCCCUUGCAGAAUUCUCAGCAUGUGAGUGCCAGGGCAAGAUCUAUGUCAUGGGAGGCUACACUACAAGAGACCGGAACUUGAAUAUCUUGCAGUACUGUCCCAGCUCUGACAACUGGACCACCUUUGAAUUGUGUGACAUCCAUAUCCACAAGCAGCAGAUGCUAUCGGUGGAGGAAACUAUCUAUAUUGUUGGAGGCUGCAUCCACGAACUGGGACAAAAAAAAAAAUCUAGCCAGAAUGAGGACAUGUUAACAGUACAAUCUUAUAACACUGCCACCAGAGAAUGGCUCUACCUCAAAGAAAACACGUCAAAAUCCGGUCUUAAUUUGACUUGUACACUACACAACGAUGGGAUCUAUAUACUGACCAGAGAUGUAUCAUUGUCAACAAGCUUGGAGCACAGAGUUUUUCUAAAGUGUAAUAUAUCAGACAGUUGGGAAUCUGUUAGGCACUUCCCAACUUUUGGACAAAACAUAUUGGUCUGUUCUAUGUAUUUGCCAAAUCUGAUGUGAAUGUAAACUGCAAUUUUAUUUUCAUUAAUUGUUGAAUAAGAACUUUAUUUAUCCUAGUUACCAUCUUUUCCAAAUGGAGCACAAGUUGUUUAUAUUCAAUAAAUAGUUAUAAAAAUUAA
Messenger RNA from Lacerta agilis (Sand lizard), 758 nucleotides. Its product is annotated as kelch-like protein 42. The record is from RefSeq and is a predicted model, not a curated record. Gene Ontology annotation, molecular function: protein binding. NCBI's taxonomy places the organism in Eukaryota, Metazoa, Chordata, Lepidosauria, Squamata, Lacertidae.